This is a messenger RNA of Eupeodes corollae, 2973 nucleotides long. It is a transcript of the gene muskelin, whose product is annotated as muskelin. Gene Ontology annotation, cellular component: cytoplasm. Gene Ontology annotation, molecular function: protein binding. Bases 171 to 2543 code for a protein of 790 amino acids. The record is from RefSeq and is a predicted model, not a curated record. The transcript is spliced from 11 exons. Lineage: Eukaryota; Metazoa; Arthropoda; Insecta; Diptera; Syrphidae.
GGAAAUCGAAUAACCAAAACGAAAACAGUUGUGAAUUGUGAAUUAUUUGGUCCUAUAUUGUGUUAUGUCUUACGUGCUCUAAGUUCUAAGUCUAGCAAGUAAUUUUGUAUUUAUAGAAAAACGGAUCCUUCGCCAUCAGUUUAUAAGAAUAACACGGAAUAGGUUUUGUUAUGGCUAGUCAAAUUGGAGACGUUGAGAAACUUCUUUUCGAAAUUGAUAAAUACUCCAGCUAUGCCACUUCAUAUUUACCUGAAAAUAUUUUGGAAGAUACCCCCAGCAACCAGGCAUCAAGAUGGUCAUCAAAUACAAACAAUCCUCCACAGUUUCUAUUGUUAAAACUAAAGCGACCGGCUAUUGUGCAGAAGAUAAAGUUUGGAAAGUUUGAGAAGUCCCAUGUAUGUAAUUUGAAAAAAUUUCGCGUGUAUGGCGGUUUGGACGAAAAUCAAAUGAUAUUGCUUCUUGAAAGUGGCCUAAAAAACGAUUCAAUACCUGAGAUUUUUAGUCUGCGAUACCUUACAGAAGACGGUGAUAAAUUCCCAAUUUUGUAUAUAAAAAUUAUGCCUCUAUUGUCGUGGGGGCCAAGUUUCAAUUUCAGCAUAUGGUAUGUUGAAUUACACGGACAAGACGAUCCAAUGUUUAUGGGCUUAAGUUUGAAAAACUACAGCAUGUUAAGGGAAAUAGAAAUAAUAAAACUUUGUCUAAAACACUUUCGGCAGCAAGGCUAUGACAAAGCUUUUAAAGCCUUACAAGACGAAACUAAUAUACGCUUGGAGAAUGAACUUAUCACUGGUCUACAUGAAUGUUUGGUAUCUAAAGGGGAUUUUAACAGAGCUGAAAAACUUAUUGAAGAAUGUGUAAACGAAGGACUUAUGGAUGCAUAUUUGGAAAAACAAGAUUAUAAACACUCGUGGAAAUUACAAGAGGCAAAGAGUGUCAACCAGCCUGGAACUCGUGGAGGACAUCAGUUAGUAAUGGACACACAAAAGAGUUUAGUUUACUUGUUUGGAGGCUGGGAUGGGUUUCAAGAUAUGAGUGAUUUAUGGGUAUUUCACAUAGAGACUUGCACAUGGUCUUUGAUUUUUGAGCAUUCCGAACAAUUUGGAGGCCCUACUCCACGAUCUUGUCAUAAAAUGGUAUUCGAUCCGGUCAGUGAAAAUAUCUUCAUUCUCGGUAGAUAUUUGGAUAAUUCAAUCAGAACUACUGAUUAUACGAAAAGUGAUUUCUACCUGUUCGAUACAAGUGCAUGUACUUGGUUACAAAUAUGCGACGACACGAGCCAAGUAAGCGGACCACAACUUGUCUACGAUCAUCAAAUGUGCAUUGAUAUCGAAAAACGAAUGAUUUAUGUGUUCGGCGGUAAGAUUCUGACACCAAGAAGUGUGAGUAAUAUUGCAUCUGGAGAACCCGAGUACUCGGGUCUGUUCUCUUACCACAUUGCAACAAAUACUUGGACACAAAUCCUCGUUGAUUGUCACCAUCCUUUAGCUUGUCAAUCGGAAGUUUUAUCUAUUAAAUCGCGAAUAACACAUUGUAUGGUUUUUCACAAUAAAACAAGAAAACUGUAUAUAUACGGGGGACAGCGUGGCAAAGAAGACAUUGAAGAAUUUAUUUCUUAUGACGUUGAUACUCAAGCCAUAAGUUUACUAAAUAAAGACAAUAAAUGCUAUGAAAACAAAAAUGAACCUUCGGCGGGUUAUACGCUUCGAGCUACAAUUGAUUGUGAUAGAGACGAAAUUUAUAUAUUUUCUAGUUUAAGCAAGCAGAAAGACCGUAGAGAUAUUCAACAAGUAGACGCGUCCAACUCUUUCUGGGUUUAUUCUUUGCAGAGGAAUACGUGGUCUCGUAUAUAUACUCGGCGUUAUGUUCCUGAAACUAAGCAGAAUGAUAAACUGUCAAAUUCUCUUAGUGAACCAUGUCCUCGGUAUGCUCAUCAGCUGAUUUACGAUGAAGUUGCCAAGAUGCAUUACUUGUUUGGAGGAAACCCUGGAAAGACCACAUUGCCACAGCUAAGACUGGAUGACUUUUGGAUGCUAGAAUUAGAAAAGCCAACGCGAGCUGAAAUUCUGAACCAUUGUCGAUAUCUAGUAAGGAAGUUGUUUUACGAAGAAAUAUCAAGGAUAAACCCUAUCAAAGCACUGCGCUACUUACAAACGCAUAUAUCUGAAGUUAUAAACCAUUCCGAUCCAGUGCAGUUAAAUAAUUUUCAUAAACUCGCCGCAUUUUUGUUCAGACCAGAAGAUCCAGUAUCCGUAGGACAGUUGACUUUAGCUACAUUGUCUGUUGAAAACCAAAACCUGGAAUCUAAAGCAGAGGAGAAUGAAAAUGAAAACGAAUUCAACAAAGAAUCUUAUGACUCCAGUUCAUCUUUAUCAGAUAGUUCGUUAUACAAUUUAUAUAAAAAGAGCGGUGGAAAACUUGCCAAACAAGACUACCUAUUCGAAAUAAGAAGCCGUAGAGCAUUUCUAUUUAACAAGCUUUCUCAAUUGAUGCCAACGAAUAUAGUUCAACCAAAGGGGAAUUUAAGUGAUUUUAUUUUAACAUAACUUUAAAUUGCUUUUAUUGUAUUAACUUCUCUAAAAAAGAAUUAAAAUGUUAUUUAAGUAAAUUUAUGCGUUGCGCCUGACAAAUUUGUUUGAUUAAAGUUGAGAGUAAUUUAAUUUAUUAUUUUUGAUGUUGUGUUGUUUCAAAUAACCUUAUUUUAAUUUUGAUGUUUAUAAUGAUUGUAAUAUUGUACCUAAUUUAAGUGAAUACGAAAAUGAAAAAAAUUGUUUCAAAAACUGUUUUAUUGCAUAUUGCAAGAAACUUAAAUCAUAAAAGAAAACUUAGUUUUUUUUUAUAUUAUAGAAUUAGUAAAAUUUUGUCCUAAGUUUGGUUAGUAAUAAAUUUAUGUAUCUAUUAAACAAAAUAUUUGUACAUUUGAAAACUUUUAAAGAUUGAUAAAAUGCAGAUACAUGACAUUUUAAUAAAUUAAUA